Neopelma chrysocephalum (saffron-crested tyrant-manakin) is the source of this 363-nucleotide messenger RNA. RefSeq names its product ribosomal protein L13a (gene RPL13A). The annotation marks the transcript as partial. The record is from RefSeq and is a predicted model, not a curated record. Gene Ontology annotation, biological process: translation; negative regulation of translation. Lineage: Eukaryota; Metazoa; Chordata; Aves; Passeriformes; Pipridae. Gene Ontology annotation, cellular component: ribosome; cytosolic large ribosomal subunit. Gene Ontology annotation, molecular function: structural constituent of ribosome; mRNA binding. The transcript is spliced from 5 exons.
GGGGGCGUGGCCUCUGUGCGGCGCGGGCGGCGGCGAUGGCGGAGCCGCGGGUGCUGGUGAUCGAUGGGCGCGGGCACCUCCUGGGCCGGCUGGCGGCCAUCGUGGCCAAGCAGGUGCUGCUGGGGCGCCGCGUGGUCGUGGUUCGGUGCGAGGGGAUCAACAUCUCCGGCAACUUCUACCGCAACAAACUGAAGUUCCUGGCGUUCCUGAGGAAGAGGAUGAACACCAACCCCUCCCGGGGGCCCUUCCACUUCCGCGCCCCGAGCCGCAUCUUCUGGCGGACAGUGAGGGGGAUGUUGCCCCACAAGACCAAGCGGGGGCAGGCGGCGCUGGAGCGGCUCAAGGUGUUCGACGGGAUCCCCC